GUACGGGAAGUCGGAGGGGAAAAUCAGCUGGAAUCCGCGGAAAUCCUCCACAGGACUAUUUUCCUUUACUUAGCUAGCUAUCCAUCUGUCAACUUCUAUCCCACCCUUCCUUCUGUUGGCUGCCAAACCGCCACCCUGGCGAUGUCGGAGUCUUACGAUUUCCUGUUUAAAUUCCUAGUGAUUGGGAACGCUGGAACAGGCAAAUCCUGUCUGCUGCACCAGUUUAUAGAGAAGAGAUUUAAGGAUGAAUCCAACCACACCAUUGGAGUGGAGUUUGGCUCUAAAAUCAUCAGUGUGGUCAACAAAAUGGUCAAACUGCAGAUUUGGGACACUGCAGGACAGGAGAGGUUCAGGUCUGUGACCAGGAGUUACUACAGAGGAGCAGCAGGAGCUCUGCUGGUCUAUGAUAUCACCAGUCGAGAGACAUACAACGCUCUGACCACAUGGCUGAGUGACGCCAGGAUGCUGGCGAGUCAAAACAUCGUCAUCAUUCUCUGUGGGAACAAGAAGGACCUGGACGCUGACAGGGAGGUCACAUUUCUGGAGGCUUCCCGCUUUGCUCAGGAAAACGAGCUGAUGUUCCUGGAGACCAGCGCUCUAACAGGGGAGAACGUUGAAGAGGCCUUCGUCCAGUGCGCUCGGAAAAUCCUCAACAAGAUAGAGUCAGGGGAGCUGGAUCCAGAGAGGAUGGGUUCAGGUAUCCAGUAUGGCGACGCUGCGUUACGACAGCUUCGUUCUCCUCGUCGUGCUCAGCCACAGGGCAGCCAGGAGUGCGGCUGCUAGUUGGACACAUCCUGUAACGUACACAGACAAGGUUUGUGAAGACCAGGAGAAGAACAGCCACGGGAAACCCGACCAUGUUGGGUUCAGGUUGCUAUGCUGGUGACUCCUCCCUGACCUUCGACCUUUGCACGGACCCUUCAGAACCUUUGUUGUCAUGGCUGCACCUGCAGAGAACUGAACAGAAUUCCCAGCCCCGCCCCCUCUCAGAACUCUGAAGAUCUCCAAGGUAACCAGAGACCGCCCACCCUCCAACAAUCUGCCCCCCUAUUGGACCAAACUCUCCCCAGUCCUCCAGCCAGGAUGUGAAUUACUGACUAGCUUCUCCUACCUUUCUACUUCACACCUGCCUACGCCGCUUUUCACACUUUGUUUUCCUACUGGUUCCUGUCCAGCUUCUGGCUGCACUACUUAAAGCUGCUGUCCGGAGUUUGAAUCGCAGCGUCUCCCAAAACGCUGUUGGUCCCACCGUCCCUCCCUCUGAUUUCGCCCCUUUAUUUGUGCACGCGCGCAGUACAUGAGAGGAGUGCCCGGAGUGCUGCAGCAUCUCGCCUGUUUUGCUGUUUUCCCCUCUUCUGCAUUUAGUACAUUUAGUAAAUAAUAAAGGAAUUACGUUAGAAUGCUGUAUUGAGUCUAACUUGUCCUAAUACCAAAAUAACAUGAAUCUGCUAGGACGAACGAGUAAAGUUUCAAUAUGUGAUUACACUCGUGUAUCCCUCUCGAUGACGUUGUUUAUCAAACUUAGUGCAUUUACGCGUGUAUAUGUGUUAGAUUGUUUAUUUAUUUCUAGCUAGAGUUCAGAAUUGCAUGACUCCUCUGACGAAGAGUGUGUCCCAGACGCCCCAGCAUCUUCCUCCAGAGGUCGGGCAUCUAAACGAAGCCGUCAGGCGGGCUAUGGAGGCCGUGGUCGGGGAGCGACGCGAGCACCCCGAGCCAAAAAACGUCCUGCAGUCUCUUGGCCUGACAAGCCGUGGGAUUGGUAACUUUUCUGGAAGUUGCUGAGCCCUGAUGCUCUCUCCUCCACAAGCAAAACAAAUGUGCGCGCGGUUGCGUAGUGCGUAGCUCGCCCACCUCUGCAUGGGCUUGCUUGCUGUGCGCGUAACCGUUGAUUGACAGCAUGACAAAGCUGAAGCUCGAACUUGAUUGGUCGGCAGCAACCGGCGCUUUUUGGAAUAACAUGGGGGUCUAUGAGAGGAAGGCGGAGCUCAGGAAUAAAUUUUCAUAUCGCGUUAUACUAACUUUAUAUUAUAGUAUCGAACUAGACUAACACAUUUAAGCUUUGUUAAAAAAUGAUACAUAAAUUGAAAACAAACGGAAACUCCGGACAGCAGCUUUAAAGGAGCAAUCGACAUUUUGAGCAGAUAUCACACAUUAUUUAAGCUUUUUUCAUACAUGCAAUAAGUAACAUUGCUGGCUGCAUUCUGUUGUUCAGACAAAGACCACAUUUACAUUAAUGUUCCUCACUGCUUCGUUUGGAGACACCCACAAUAGUGAUGGAGAGAGGCACUGUACACACACGAUACUUACCAUACAUACAAGAUUGAGCUGUUGGUAUGUCAUAAUCUUGUGCAUUCCCUAUCCAUUAAUGUGACUGCAUGCAGUUCAGCCAUGUGCCAUGUUGAAAGUGACACAUAAAUGCUACUAGAUCCGACCUAGUAGCUUACAAAACACUCACCAGUGUGAUCAUUCAGCCAUGAAGUCAACAUGAUUGGAUGCCAUCAGAUUAAUGGAUAGGAGUGCAUGUUUGAAAGGGGCUUCAGUUAAAGGUACGUGGAAUUUUGGAGCGAAUCACACGAACCUUCAUGCUAAGCUAAGCUAACUGCCUCCUGACUUCAGCUUGAUAUACUAAUGCAAGGUAUCAGUUCUGUCAUCUAAGAAGAAUUAUGUAACCUUUAACUACAUAGUCCUCCCUUUUCACUGCACCUCUCUUUCUCUAUUAACCUCCUGCUCAGCUGUUUUAAACACACCACUAACAGUUCACAGACUGCCUGUACAUUUUGCUCUCUCUGUAUGCCUGCUCUGCUUUCCCCUUAUACAAGUUCUCUCUGAGCAAAGUUGCCACCAAAUGACAUGUUAUCAGUUUCCCUGCUGUGCCCUCUGGCCCUCGAUCUGUACCUUUCUUGCAUUGUUUACAUCCCUCCUCUCUCUCCUCCGGUCCUCCUGCAGCAUCGUUACACACUGUACAGUGUUCCUGUAUAUAGAGACUGACGCAUGUUUUCUCAAACAGAAUAUCAGAGUAUUUCAUUAUGAAGAUAUAUGUAUAUUAAAGUCGAUAUCAUAUUCAGCAUCUGUUUCAUGCUCCACUGUAUUAUCAUGUUAAGCUACAAUACACUGGCAACUUGUGAGCAGUACAGAUGAGCAGUACUGUUUUCAGCAAUCAUGUGUAUCGUGGAUGUGGAUUUUAUUAUCAUUAUGAGGAUGAAUGCUGACAAAAAAAAUCAGACCGAGGCAGCCUGAAAUAUUGUGAGAAAGCACUGGGCUUUCUGUUUGUUUGUUGAAGUCAUUUGUGUGAGAUGUUAUUUUUGGAUUUACAGUGGCAGAUUCAGGAUUCGCCACUGAGUUACAUGGUGGCGUAACACACCUUUAUCAGAACGAUUCCAUUCAUGACAAAGACUGAUUUCUCACUUCUAAAUGUUGCCUGUUUACAUGAGACUGACUGACGCUGCCAGCUGUGGGGUUAUACUAACUGAAAGCAUUUGAAGAUUUAGCAAAACUUUCUAAUGUGUGCUUUAUUUAUUUUUGUCUCUUGUUCUGCCACAUGAAACGCUAGUUACAUGCGGAUUUUUUUUUUAUUUACAGAUUGAUUCAGAGGCAUGUUUUUUGUUUUCUGGUGCAUUCAAGCAUUGCAACAAGUCAUUAUUGCUUUUACCUUAAGCAGUUUUUAUCCCUUAAAAGUUAGACUUUUAAAUUAGGCACACUUCAAACGGUAGAAGUAUUUCACAUUAAAUUAUCCUCAUGUGUUUGAUAUCUGAUGGUGGCUUUGGCUGCUCCACAUCAGGUUCCUGUCUUGUGUUUAUCUCAUCAGGUCCUUUUGUUUUCUAUUUAUGUAUGUCCGUUUUUCUGUUGUCAUUAUGAAUAUCAUAGAUUUUUAAUUUAUUGUGUAUGACAAAAGGCAUAUGUUUUUAAAAUAAAAACUACUGCAAAUCCAGAA
Molecule: messenger RNA, 3931 nt
Organism: Acanthochromis polyacanthus (spiny chromis)
Lineage: Eukaryota; Metazoa; Chordata; Actinopteri; Pomacentridae
Gene: rab4a
Product: RAB4a, member RAS oncogene family
Exons: 8
Coding region: 142-783 (213 amino acids)
Biological process (GO): Rab protein signal transduction; regulation of endocytosis
Cellular component (GO): endosome
Molecular function (GO): GTP binding; GTPase activity
Source: RefSeq, a predicted model, not a curated record